AUGAGGGUUCAGGUGUUCAGGUCCCUGGAGGUGGCUGGCCCGGACCAGAUGGGUGCUCAGUGUCAAGGGAGCGCUGCCAGCGGGGGCCCUGCCAUGGGCGUGGGUUUACUGGCCAGAGGACUUUGUCUUAACUCGGUCUGGGGAAUGGAUCUAAAUGAGCCAAGUGGAAGCGAUUCUACUAGCAUAAGCUAUAUCUUUGCUGAGGAGCAAAUCCUUCUUCUAAGGUUUCUUAAAUUGAUAUGGACAAGUGGCUUUGCCUUGUUUUUGGAAAACUACAUUGGAGUUGAUGCUCUUCUGCUAGAUGGGCGUCACCACCACUGGGUUGGCUGGGUGCCUGGGACCUUCAAGGCCGGUAAGGAAGGGAGUAAUCGGCCUGGUGCCCAGGAAUCUUUGAGGCCGGUUUUCCUUACCUGCUGUGGUGCUGACACUUCCUUGGUGCGGAUUGCUAACGAAUGGGAAGAUGCUCUCAUACCAGAUCUGGAAAUGUACCAGGCUUCCUGUAGUGGUGCUACAGCAGUUGUCCAGGCAGCGCUAUGCAAACCCAGGCAAGAACGCGUAGCAAUAAAGAGGAUCAACUUAGAAAAAUGCCAAACCAGUAUGGAUGAAUUACUUAAAGAAAUUCAAGCAAUGAGUCAAUGCAAUCACCCCAAUGUGGUGACCUAUUAUACAUCUUUUGUGGUGAAGGAUGAACUUUGGCUGGUUAUGAAGCUGUUAAGUGGGGGUUCAAUGCUUGAUAUAAUAAAGUAUAUUGUCAACAGAGGAGAGCACAAAAAUGGUGUCCUUGAAGAACCCAUAAUAGCAACAAUUCUUAAAGAAGUUUUGGAGGGCUUAGACUAUCUACACAGGAAUGGGCAAAUUCACAGAGAUUUGAAGGCUGGCAACAUUCUUCUGGGUGAAGAUGGCUCUGUACAAAUAGCAGAUUUUGGCGUUAGUGCAUUUUUAGCAACGGGAGGUGAUGUUACUCGUAACAAAGUAAGGAAAACAUUUGUUGGUACUCCAUGUUGGAUGGCCCCUGAAGUAAUGGAGCAGGUGCGAGGUUACGACUUCAAGGCUGAUAUGUGGAGUUUUGGGAUAACAGCCAUUGAAUUAGCAACAGGAGCAGCACCUUAUCACAAAUACCCUCCUAUGAAAGUGUUAAUGCUGACGCUUCAAAAUGACCCUCCCACUCUAGAGACAGGUGUAGAGGACAAGGAGAUGAUGAAAAAGUAUGGCAAAUCCUUUAGAAAACUAAUUUCAUUAUGCCUUCAAAAAGAUCCUUCCAAAAGGCCCACAGCAGCAGAACUUUUAAAAUGCAAAUUUUUCCAGAAAGCCAAGAACAGAGAAUACCUGAUUGAAAAGCUUCUCACUAGAACGCCUAAUAUAGCACAAAGAGCAAAAAAG
This is a messenger RNA of Pelecanus crispus (Dalmatian pelican), 1380 nucleotides long. The record is from RefSeq and is a predicted model, not a curated record. Lineage: Eukaryota; Metazoa; Chordata; Aves; Pelecaniformes; Pelecanidae.